UGACCUAUCUUUGCCAGCUUCUUGAGCCGUAUGUUGCAAAUGCGACACAUCAAAGCCGUGCGCUCACAGUCCCACAGACUGUAUGCGUAGCGUUGCGGUAUUUCGCAACGGGUACUUUCAUGUACAGUGUGGGUGAUGCGGAGAACCUUAGUAAAAACACAGUCUGCCGCGCUAUUCGCAAGGUGGUGCUUGCUCUAACGGCACACGUGGACACAUUUGUUGUGUUCCCAGGGCACCUGCCCACGCAGACAAUAAAAGAGGGCUUUUAUGAAAUAGCAGGUAAAUAUUCCCUUAAAUUUAAACUUCAUCUAUAAAUAAUCUUGCAUAUGAAAUAUAUAUAUAUAAUAAUAUUGAAAUUCAUCAAACUCUUUAGGCUUCCCAAGGCUGAUUGGGGCAAUCGAUUGCACCCAUAUCCCGAUUGCUGCAUCGCUGGGGGAGAAUGAAGGCAACUUCAUAAAUCGCAGGUCAUUCCACAGCAUCAACGUUCAGAUGACUUGUGACCAUCAGUGCUUGGUGACCAGCAUUGAGGCAAAGUGGCCUGGGUCAGUCCAUGACUCCCGGAUCUUUAGGGAGUCUGCACUGUGCCACAGACUAGAGCAAGGGCUCUACAGUGGAUUGCUGGUAGGGGACCGAGGGUACGCCUGCCAGCCCUUUUUGAUGACCCCCUAUCCUGACCCCAACACACGGCCACAGAAUGCCUUUAAUGUGGCCCUUAGCAGGACAAGGGUCAAGAUAGAGAUGACCUUUGGCAUCCUGAAAGCAUGCUUCAACUGCCUGCGUGGCCUCCGAGUGGCCCCAGACUGGGCUUGUCAAGUGGUGACAGCCUGUGUCGUGCUCCACAAUGUGGCCUCCAUAAGAAUGGAGAGAGCCCCACCUGUCAGCCAGCAACCCCCAGAUGUGGUAGACCCCAUCACCCUCGACUACCCUACUGGCAGGGCCGUGAGAGACGCUAUAACGCGGCAGUUUUUUGUUUAAGGGGAGACAGGCUGAGCCAUUUUUCUUUAGCCAUUUUUCUUUACAUUUAGUCAUGUAGCGGCAUUCUUUACCUUUUACUUUUCAGUUGGGCUAUUUUGCUUCCAUAGCAUUUGAGCUAUGUAGAAUUUAUUUGUGUCCUUGGACAAGGCACUUCACCCUACUUGCCCUGGGGGAAUGUCCCUGUACUUACUGUAAGUCGCUCUGGAUAAGAGCGUCUGCUAAAUGACUAAAUAUAAAUGUAUUUAAUGUUGCCACCAUAUUCGGAUUAUGGAGUGAUGAAAGAUAUCCAGAGUGCGCUCUGUAGAAACUUUGGACUCUUAAUAUGGUGACAAAAUGAAACAAGGAUUUGCAUUCUGUCUUCAUCCAAUGUUCUGAUUUCCGUGCUGGAAAUGUAUGCAAAUUAUAUCAUAUUUUACAACUUAAUGCAUCAUUUGCUCAUUGAAACAUACAUUUACAGGAAACUAGUAUUGAAAACAAUAUUUGACCUAAUAUUAGUUAUCAACUGGGGAGGUUUCAUGUUGAUAUGUUAUCCCUAUUCACUGGGGUGUCUCCCCUUAACCCUUUUGUCCUUGGGUUGCUUUGACCCAUUUUCUAAUCAUUUCUAUAUCAGAAAUUGGGGUUUCUUUCAACCAAAACAUUUCAAACCAAAAAGAACAACGUGUAUGGUACCAUGCAAUGCUCUUCACAAG
Osmerus eperlanus (European smelt) is the source of this 1664-nucleotide messenger RNA. Its product is annotated as putative nuclease HARBI1. The transcript has 3 exons. The record is from RefSeq and is a predicted model, not a curated record. The coding region runs from base 490 to 975 and encodes 161 amino acids. Lineage: Eukaryota; Metazoa; Chordata; Actinopteri; Osmeriformes; Osmeridae.